UUUCCCAUUUUUUGUCACCUGCAGCUGCCCCUUGACUCCCACCGUGAGCAAAGCCAGCGCUGGAGCCAUGGAGGUCUUCGAUGUCUAUGGAACAGAUGAUCUGCAGGGCUUUCUGAAGGCUAAAAGUGCAGAAGGCUGGGARGUGGUGGGAACAGUCAGCAGGCCUGAGGAUGUGGAAGAUGUUCCWGUGAUCAGCUGCUCGGAAUUCCAGUGGGACAAACCCAUUAUUGUAGUUAUAGGCAGUGAAGGGGAAGGUCUGUCCCCACAGACCCAGCAGCAGUGCCAGCUCAUGCUGACCAUCCCCCCUGGCAGGGAGCUGCACCCYGGCAUCGACUCCCUCAACGUCUCCGUGGCCACAGGGAUCCUCCUGCACUCCAUCUGCAGCCAGAAACGCAGGCAUGGAGACUGAAAUGGCCUUGAUUUGGUGGAGGAAGCUGCUCUCUGUGGACAUGGAAAUGCUCUUUUUGGGGUCUCCACCAUCRCUGUGAGCUCCAGGGAGAGCCCCAGUGACCUGAGCUGCACUUUGGCUGCUGCAGGAGCUGCCAGAUCUCCACCUGAAAACCAAAAGCAGAGCCCUGGUGCUGUAGGUAACACCUGAGAGGAGCAGCUGGGACAAGGCUGGUCUGGAGCAGCCCCAUUUUUGGCAGGAAAACACUCGGGGAUGGCUGCAGCUCUGUGCUUACUGCUCUGUGGGGACAAUUUGGGCUGUGAGUGACACUGGCACCAAGUGCCAGCUGUGCUUGGGCACCCCUGGAGUUGGUUCUUCUGUGUUUGGUGUAACCCAGGCUUGCAGCCCUGCCAAGGGGGAAAUACAGCCUGUGAAAAUAAAACUUUUAUACAGAUUGGCUGUAGAUUCAGAUCAAUCCAUUUGUGUGUCCUGUAAAUCCAGAGUGUGAUUUAAUCCUCCAGGUGGGCACAGGAAUCCGGGGUUGGUUUCCUUUCCACUGUCCUGCUGAUGGCAUCGGGAUGGCUUUUUCCAGCUGUCCUGGCUGGAAAACCAGGCUGGCAGGAUUAUUGAGAGCCAAAAGAAUGUUAUCACUUAGCACCUUAAUUAUUUUAUUUAGCYACCGUGGCCCUUCGCAUAGGAUUCCUCAUUAACACUUAAUUUACAGUGCCCUUUAGGGAUAAUUUCAAACAAUUCCGCUCAGUCUGCCCCCUCCCCCCUUCCAAAUGAAUAAGUAAAUCACUUCCAGUGACUAAUUAGGACUUUCCUUUGAGCUAAAUGAAGUCUGUAAAGCUUGGUCUGUGGGUKUGGGGGUGUUGUCUGUGUGUCCCCGGGAGGGUCUGGCUGGUGACAGUGGGGACAUUCGGGGUGUUUGGGAUGGGGACAGGACACAGAGCUCCUGAAAGGUGUCCAGGACUCCCUUCURUGGUGGGGACACGUCCCCUGAGCCRUGUCCUGGGGAAAAGGGACAAAUCCCAAAUCCCUCUGGAGCGCUAUCCUGCAGACAGAUUGUGUUACCCCAAUCCACAGGGAGCUGAAGAGCCCUGAGCUGCAGGAUCUGGGGGCUGAAUUUGUCUUUUUUCCACUGAAA
Messenger RNA from Malurus melanocephalus (red-backed fairy wren), 1535 nucleotides. Its product is annotated as rRNA methyltransferase 1, mitochondrial-like. The annotation marks the transcript as partial. The transcript has 4 exons. Gene Ontology annotation, molecular function: RNA binding; RNA methyltransferase activity. Lineage: Eukaryota; Metazoa; Chordata; Aves; Passeriformes; Maluridae. Gene Ontology annotation, biological process: rRNA methylation. The record is from RefSeq and is a predicted model, not a curated record. Gene Ontology annotation, cellular component: mitochondrion.